Messenger RNA from Trichobilharzia regenti, 498 nucleotides. The record is from the annotation of a GenBank genome assembly. NCBI's taxonomy places the organism in Eukaryota, Metazoa, Platyhelminthes, Trematoda, Strigeidida, Schistosomatidae.
AUGUUUGACAGACUAUGUGAAGAGUUUGACAUCUAUCAAUCAGUUUAUUUGAAUUGGCUUGUGAUUGUCCUACCGAAUAUGUAUCCAACUUUAUUUGGAUUAUUUAAAGCACAAUACGCUAUGCUGGAUAAAUCCUAUUGGACACCAUUAUCCGAAGAACUUUCCGCCUUUCAUCCAGCUGUAGAUAUUCUUCGUACGAUUUGUGAUAAAACUACUCCAACUGAAAAGCUUCUAAUUACUUAUCAGACAUUUGCUACUGUGGAUCAGUGUUUGAAAAUUUCUUGGAAUAUCAUUUGUUCUAUGGAUCUACGCAUACCUCCAGUUCGAGCUGUUCGCAUGGUUAUUCAUUGGUUUUCUCAUUGGGAUAAUCUAGAACGUGAAAUAUUCCUGUCUACCUGGGAUAACCUAGAGGAAAUCGAUCCCCACUUAUCUACUGAACAACAAGCAACAAUUGAUUCAUACGUUUGUAACUGUAAUGAAGCAGCUACAAUCGUUUGA